CUCUUCUUUAAGUCACCCAAUUAAUUUCACAUAUAUACAUACAUACACAUAUUGCAUUAAAUUCAUUUAUGUAUAUUCACACAUCUAUAAAGAUAAGCAUUAUUAAACUCUAGAGAUCUAGAGAGAGAGAGAAAGAUGGGGAGGCCUCCAUGCUGUGACAAGAUAGGGAUCAAGAAAGGACCAUGGACUCCUGAAGAAGACAUCAUUCUUGUUUCUUACAUCCAAGAACAUGGUCCUGGAAACUGGAGAUCUGUUCCCACCAACACUGGGUUAUUGAGAUGCAGCAAGAGCUGUAGACUGAGAUGGACAAACUAUCUGAGACCUGGAAUCAAACGUGGAAACUUCACUCCUCAUGAGGAGGGAAUGAUCAUUCACUUACAAGCCCUAUUGGGUAACAAAUGGGCGUCCAUAGCUUCAUAUCUACCACAAAGAACUGAUAAUGAUAUCAAGAACUAUUGGAACACCCAUUUGAAGAAGAAGCUCAACAAGUCUGAGAGUGAAGAGAGAAUCAUUUCAGAGAACAUCCCGUUGCAACCUUCAGCCGCAAGAAACACUAUUAAUCAUAGAUCUACCUAUGCUUCAAGCACUGAAAACAUUUCUCGCCUUCUAGAAGGUUGGAUGAGAGCAUCCCCAAAGAGUAGCACGGCUAACUUCUUGGAACAAAAAUCGCAAAACCGGACUAACGAUCUCAUGGAUCAUCACAAUGAUCAGUCUCCAUAUGAACAAGGUUCUUGGGAUCAGGGAUUCCAUGUUCAUCCAAAGAACUCAGAGGAAAACGUUAAAUGCGAUCAUGAUGUUCAAGAAGAUGGUGAUGGUGAUGGUGAUGCUACUCCACCAUUGACAUUUAUUGAGAAAUGGCUUUUGGAGGAAACAAAUACUGGUGGUCAAAUGGAGGUGAUGAGUCCAUUGAUGGAGCUCUCUAAUAUGCUUUAAUUUAGGAGAUGUCCCCCUCUCUCUUUUUCUUUCUCCCUGUGAAUCUUAUUAAUGUGACUACUAAUUUUAUAGACACAAAUAAAGAAACCAAAAUACAUAAUAUCAUAUGUUUUUUUGGUUUCUCUAAUAUAUAUUUAGUUAAUGAUCACUGCAUAAGUUGUAACUGAUCUGAAUUUGUCUACUCAUUUAUCAAUUUGUAAUAUUAUAUGUAGAGGUUAAAUAUUAUGUAAUAUCAAGAGAACUUUUGGUCA
Molecule: messenger RNA, 1184 nt
Organism: Brassica rapa (field mustard)
Lineage: Eukaryota; Viridiplantae; Streptophyta; Magnoliopsida; Brassicales; Brassicaceae
Product: transcription factor MYB60
Biological process (GO): response to auxin
Source: RefSeq, a predicted model, not a curated record